AUGCAUUCCUUGACUUGACUUGGCUGUAUCCCAAUCAAUUUACGCGUCUUUACUCUUUUCUGAUGUUAUUUCUUCUUCCGAUCUGAAAUUUUUGUGAUCCUUUUCUACGUGAUGUUAUCCAUGGCUUCUUCUUCAUCUCUCUCUCGCAGCUGGCUGUAUCACGUCUUCCUGAGCUUCCGUGGAGAAGACGUGCGCAAAGGCUUUCUUAGUCACGUUCUGAAAGAGCUCAAAAGCAAGGGAAUCAUACCUUUCGUUGACAACGAGAUCAAGCGAGGCGAAUCUGUCGGUCCCGUGUUUGUAGGAGCCAUCAGACAAUCAAUGGUGGCCGUUGUCUUGCUCUCCCGUAACUACGCUUCUUCAAGCUGGUGUCUGGAUGAGUUAGUGGAGAUCAUGAAGUGCAGGAAAGAUGAUCAACAAACAGUGAUGACCAUUUUCUACGAAGUGGAUCCAUCUCAUGUUAGGAAGCAGACCGGAGAUUUCGGAAAGGCCUUUGAUGAGACCUGUGUGGGAAAAACAGAAGAGGUGAAAGAGACAUGGAGGAAAGCUUUGGAGGAAGUCGCGGGUAUAGCUGGUUAUGACUUUAGCAACUGUGGCAAUGAAGCUGAUUUGAUCAACAAAGUUGCCUCAGAUGUCUUGGCUGUGCUGGGUUUUACGCCAUCAAACGACUUUGAUAAUUUUGUUGGCAUAGGAUCACAAAUAACAGAGAUAAAAUCGAAGUUGAGCCUACAAUCAGAAGAAGUUAAGGUGAUUGGGAUUGUGGGUCCUGCCGGGAUUGGUAAAACGACCAUUGCAAGAGUUUUAUACGACCAACUCUCUCCUGAUUUCCCAUUCAGCACGUUUCUGGAGAAUAUCAGAGGAAGUUAUGAGAAGCCUUGUGGUAACGACUAUCAGUUGAAGUUGCGUUUGCAGAAACAUUUGCUGUCUGAAAUGUUCAACCAAAGGGAUAUUGAGGUUCGUCACUUAGGAGUGGCUCAAGAAAUACUGAGUGGGAAAAAGGUGUUGGUUGUUCUUGACGAAGUGGAUAGAUGGUGGCAACUAGAGGAAAUGGCAAAGCAGCGUGAAUGGUUUGGUCCGGGAAGUAUUAUUAUCAUUACAACUGAAGAUAGAAAACCUCUCAAGCAACUCAAAUUGGGGAUCGAUCAUAUCUACAAGAUGAAAUUUCCAGAUAUCAUCGAGUCGCUUCAGAUCUUCUGCCAUUAUGCUUUCGGUCAAAAGUCUCCAGACAAUGGUUUUGAAAGGCUUACUUGGCAAGUUACUGGACUUGCUGGUAAUCUUCCUAUAGGCCUGAAAGUCAUGGGAUCAUAUCUACGAGGAAUGUCCAUGGACUACUGGAUAGAAGCACUACCAAGGCUUAGGUCUAGCCUCGACGGGGAAAUUGAAUCAACUCUAAGAUUAAGCUACGACGGCUUAACUGAAAAAGAUAAAGCUCUUUUCCUGCAUAUUGCAUGUUUCUUUGAAUCUUCCCACGUUGAUUAUGUUAAAAGGUGUCUUGAAAAAAGCGGUUUGGAAGUCAACCAUGGGCUUCAAGUCUUAUCUGAUAAAUCUCUUAUAUCUAUAGAGAAUGGAUACGUGAAGAUGCACAGUUUACUGCAACAAAUGGGUAGAGAAAUUGUGAAGAUACAGUCUUUGGAGGAGCCUGGAAGGCGACAGUUCUUGUGGGAUGCCAAUGCGAUUACUGAUGUACUUGAAGAAAGUACUGGUACUAGUAAAGUUCUAGGCAUAUUGUUGCAUACAUGGAGGAAUCGUAUCCAAAUAAGUAAAAGCGCUUUCGAUGGGAUGAAUAAUCUCCAGUUUCUAAAAGUCGUCAGUCUUACCUCAUCAUGCAUACCCGAGGGCCUCAACUGCCUUCCGGACAAACUCAGAUUAAUACAUUGGAAGCCCUGUCCAUUGAGAUUUUGGCCUUCGAAGUUCUCUACCAAGUUUCUUGUCGAACUAAUCAUGCCCUUCAGCAAAUUUGAGAAGCUUUGGCAGGGUGUCAAACCUCUCCCUUACCUCAAGCUGAUGGAUUUGAGAGGAUCUGUGUAUCUGAAAGAGAUUCCUGAUCUAUCAGAAGCAACGAGUCUCGAGAAAUUAGAUCUCUCAUACUGCAAAAGUUUGUUAGGGAUCACAAGCUCUAUUGGCAAUGCCACUAAGCUUAGAGUCUGCAAACUUAAGGGUUGCAUGCUUUUGAAAGAGCUCCCUUCUUCUAUCGGUAGGUUGGUCAAUCUCGAGGAAUUAGAUCUCAGUGGCUGCAAAAGGUUGUUAGGGAUCACAAGCUCUAUUGGCAAUGCCACUAAGCUUAGAGUCUUCAAACUUGCGAGUUGCUUGGUCUUGAAAGAGCUCCCUUCUUCUAUCGGUAGGUUGGUCAAUCUCGAGGAAUUAGACCUCAGUGACUGCAAAAGUUUAUUAGAGCUCACAAGCUCUAUUGGCAAUGCCACUAAGCUUAGAGUCUGCAGACUUAAGGGUUGCAUGCUUUUUAAAGAGCUCCCUUCUUCUAUCGGUAGGUUGGUCAAUCUCGAGGAAUUAGAUCUCAGAUAUUGCUCGAGUUUGAAAGAAUUCAGUGGUUGCUCAAGUUUGAAAACACUCCGGCUCAGCGAUACUGCAAUAAAGGAAGUGCCAUCAUCAAUGAGCACUUGGUCUUGUCUUUAUAAAUUGGAUAUGUGUGGGUGUAAAAACCUCAAGGAGUUCCCAAAUGUUCCAGACAGCAUUGUAAUUUUGAUGUUGAGCCGUACAAGGAUAGAGGAGAUUCCUCCAUGGAUCGAGAAGCUUUUUCGUCUGCGUAAGCUAAUUAUGUUUGGAUGCGAGAAGCUGAAAACUAUAUCUCCAAACAUUUCCAAGUUGGAGAAUCUGGAGUUUCUUGAACUGACUACCGGUGUUUGUGUUUAUAAUAAAGAAAAUUUCACCGCAACAAUCAAGUGGGGGCCUGACUUGAAGCACAGUUGGAGUUUACGAUCAGACUUCAAAGUUGACUACAUUUUUCCAAUAUGUCUACCCGAGAAGGUUCUUUCCUCUCCAAGAUCAUUAUAUUUCCACAGUCGUGGUUUCAAGACUAUUCCAGAUUGCAUCAGAAGUUUCUCUGGACUAAGUGUGCUUGUCGUCAAAAAUUGCGGAAUGCUCCAAGCACUUCCACAGCUUCCAGGUUCUCUUCAAUCUAUAGACGCAGAAAGUUGCAAAUCCCUGAAGAGAAUAGACUCUUCUUUUCAAAAUCCAAAUAUUUGCCUACACUUUUCUCGCUGCUUCAACCUGAAUCAAUAAGCAAGAAAGCUUAUCCAGACAUCAUCUUGCAAAUAUGCAUUCUUACCGGGUAGAAAAGUGCCUGCGCACUUCACUCACCGAACUAGUUCAGGUUCUCUAAAGAUCAAUCUGACUCCAAGACCUCUUCCUUCAUCCAUCAGAUUCGAAGCUUGUAUCUUGCUGUCAUGCAGAAGGGGGCUUACUGAUUCUAUAUCAAGAUUGGUGUCUUGUUGUGUCAGGGGUAAACAGAAUGGACUCACUAUCGAAUAUAUAUCAGAUAAUCACCCUUUUCCAUGGGGAAUUUACAGAAAUGAAGACCACCUGUAUAUAUUUGAAGAUUCUUUCUGUCUAAACCAGGAUUGCCCUGAAGCUGAAGAAGCCACUUUCAGCGAGCUUUCUUUUGAAUUCAUAGUUCAAGGUGUGUAGAAAGCUUCGACCCAAGACAGAUAGCAGCGAGUGAUGAAGUGUGGCACAAGAGGUUGGGACAUCCACAAGAUCAGACCCUCAAGUACCUGAGUCAUAACAAGUUUAUUUCAGUCAAUAAAAGUACCUUGAAGAUGUGUGAUUCAUGUCAACUAGGGAAGAGUUGUAGGUUACCGUUUGUUGCGUCUUCUUUUGUAGCGUCUAGGCCCUUAGAGAGAGUCCAUUGUGAUCUCUGGGGUCCAUCUCCUGUUACCUCUAAUCAAGGAUUCCGUUUUUAUGUUA
Brassica oleracea var. oleracea is the source of this 3918-nucleotide messenger RNA. RefSeq names its product disease resistance protein TAO1-like. Gene Ontology annotation, molecular function: ATP hydrolysis activity; ADP binding. Gene Ontology annotation, biological process: signal transduction; defense response. NCBI's taxonomy places the organism in Eukaryota, Viridiplantae, Streptophyta, Magnoliopsida, Brassicales, Brassicaceae. The coding region runs from base 112 to 3234 and encodes 1040 amino acids. The transcript has 4 exons. The record is from RefSeq and is a predicted model, not a curated record.